Dentiscutata erythropus is the source of this 980-nucleotide messenger RNA. The record is from the annotation of a GenBank genome assembly. NCBI's taxonomy places the organism in Eukaryota, Fungi, Glomeromycota, Glomeromycetes, Diversisporales, Gigasporaceae.
CAACCUUAGCUGUAGCCGGGUUAAAAUUAAACCCUGAGAAAUGUGAGCUAUUCAAAAAUAGCAUAAAAUUUUUAGAGCAUGAGGAAACAGCACAGCAACAAGUCUUCGAAACAUUGAAGACCCACCUCAUUACUGCCCCGAUCCUAAGAUACUCUAACUUUGAAAGAACAUUUUAUCUUUAUACCGACGCGUCUGGUAUUGGAUUAGGGACAGUAUUGGCCCAAAAAGAUGAAAACAAGAAGGAGUAUGCCAUUGCUUAUGCAAGCAAAAGCCUUACACGCCCAGAACGAAAUUAUGCUGCCACAGAGCUAGAAUGUUAUACUGUGGUUUGGGCAGUGGAAUAUUUCCAUUAUUACUUAGAGUAUAAACUAUUUAUUGUUGUUACGGACCAUGCAGCAUUAAGAUGGCUUCACAAUACCGCCCUUAAAGGGAGAAGAGCUAGAUGGAUUCCACGCCUUCAACUCUAUAACUUCACAAUCCUAUUACAUUAUCAAAAAGUAGCAGAUAUGAGAAAUGUUGAAGAAAAUCACCAAGGUAAAUUACUACCUGAAGAAACCAAAUUCGCUGAAUUUGAAGAGGUGGAAGUUUUCAGGGCAAUUGCCCAAGAAUACUUCCCCGAAGAAAUUGAUGAAGAAACGAAAACUAUCCCUAGAGACCUUAAUACGGAAGAAAGCGAAUGGGAAAAUUAUGGCACUGAUGAAAAUGAAAUUUGGGAAUGUGAACUGGACGAAGAACUCACCACAAGUGAAGUAGAGCGUGAAAGGUAUCUUCAGGCUCUCUUAAUUGAAUUGGCUAUAGAAGCCGAAAUAGAAAUUACUGGAAAAAAAAAGAAAACUCCAAAUAUAGAUGAAAAGACCCAUACAGAUUGGUCAUUGUUAUCAAAAUGGAAUCUACGAAGAAUUGACACUAGAAAAUGCUUGAACGGCUCAAAGAAAUUGAGUAGUAACCAAAAAUACGAGACUAUUAGCCAAAAUGGAUAA